Messenger RNA from Wickerhamiella sorbophila, 690 nucleotides. RefSeq lists its product as hypothetical. The record is from RefSeq and is a predicted model, not a curated record. The transcript has a single exon. The coding region runs from base 1 to 690 and encodes 229 amino acids. Lineage: Eukaryota; Fungi; Ascomycota; Dipodascomycetes; Dipodascales; Trichomonascaceae.
AUGGCUUUCAAGAUCGUUGCUGCUGCCGCCCUCCUGGCCACCGUUCGCGCUGUUGCCGUCACCUCCACUGACCUCGAGACCAUCACCUCUUGCGGUCCUGAGGUCACUGACUGCCCCGCCCACAAGCCUACAGCUGGCCCCGCCGUCGUCACCUCUACCGACGUCGAGACCAUCAUCUCUUGCGGCCCUGAGGUCACCGACUGCCCCGCCCACAAGUCUACCGCUGGCCCCGCCGUCGUUACCUCUACCGACAUCGAGACCAUCAUCUCUUGCGGCCCUGAGGUCACUGACUGCCCUGCCCACAAGUCUAGCGCCCCCGCCUACGUCAACAGCACCGCUGCUGCCACCAACGCUCCUGCUACCACUGAGGUCACCACCAUUGUCACCACCGAGUGCUCUGAGACUGUUGCUGCCACUGAGGUCUGCACCGAGUGCGAGGAGAAGCCUGCUACCACCUCUGCUCCUGUUGCUUCCCCCGUUGAGACUGAGUCUUGCAUCACCUCCCCCGCUGAGGGAACCACCCUUGUCACCGUCUGGCAGGGUGAGACCAUCACUGUUGUUGGCACCAGCGCUCCUGCCGUUGCUACUGUGAGCAACCCCAGCACUGGUGUUUUGCUUGCUAACGGCGCUAACUCCGUUGCCGUCGGUGGUUCUUUCCUUGCCGCUGCUAUUGGCGCUUUCCUCCUUUAA